CUCUCUGUCGCUCGCUUUCGCUCUCUUUCUGCGCAUUUUCUCUCUCCUUUUUCUACUCUCUCUGCAUUUUCUCCCAUCCCUUUCUCCUCUCUUUUCUGCUUCUCUUCGCGGAGACGAGCUGCUGGGAAAUCUUGUUGGGAGCGGUGGGUUUUGGGCGCUGUGAAAAAUUAGGGUUUUUCUUUGCUGUUUAGAGCUCUAUUUGCGCUGCAGAAGUCGAUCAAUUUGAGCGAUUUGGCAACUGUUUUGUUGGGUUUUGGGACUCGGGAAAUGUUGGGGCUUUGUUCGAAGAACGUUCUCCCGCCGGUGGGUUCUUCAGUUCAGUGACGUUUGGGUGUUGCAAGUGCUGAUUUACAGGGUAGAAGUUACUGGUGGAAUGCUUAAUGCAGGUUCGUCUCUUGCAUAUCCUUUUGAACCACUGACUAAUCUGGCGGAGAUUCCAAAAUCGAGUUGUGGCCAUCUGAUUGAGCUUUUUUUUUCCUUUGAAGACUCUGGGAAAAGGCCAUUGGACAAAAUCUCUUUGUCCUGAGUGUACUGAGUGGCAAAUAUAUUCAAUGAUUUUGCGUUCACACUAUUUUAAAUACCGUUAAACAUUGAUUGUGUCAAGUAGUGGGUUUUAGUUAUUUUCAUAUAUUUGUUACACUAGCAUGCCUUCUUGGUGGGGGAAGUCUUCAUCCAAAGAAGUAAAUAAGAAAGCAAAUAAGGAAAGUUUUAUUGAUACAAUACAUCGAAAAUUUAAGAUUGCAUCUGAAGAAAAGUGCAACGGUAAAUCUAGAGGGUCUUGGAGACAUCGUAGUGAUGCUGUUUCAGAAAAGGUAUCUCAUUCUCGAGUGCCAUCAAGGUCAGCAUCGCCCUCUGCGCAUGUAUCGCGUUGUCAAAGUUUUGUUGAGAGCCCUCAUGCCCAGCCCCUUCCACUACCUGGGCGUACUGGUGCUGAAACGAAACCUGUAAAGCCAGGAUUUGACAAAACUUCCCAACCAUUACCUUUUUUACCACUUCCAAGACCUGGAAAUGUUCCAAACAGAGCAGACCUGACUGAUACUGUGGGAGAUUUGGCCACUGCUUCAGUUUCUAGUGAUAGCUCCAUUGAUAGUGAUGAUCCAUCUGAGUCACGUCUUCUUAGCCCCCAAGCAUUUGACUAUGAAAUUGGGAACAGAUCUACAGUGAACAGCCCUUCCAGCAUAAUGCUCAAGGAUCCAUCCCCUGUUGUCACCCAAAAGAUAUCAAGAGAGUCAUUGAAGCCAGCUAAUCUUUUGUUCAAUAACCAAAUUCUCAACGCAUCUCCAAGACGUGGUCGUUUAAAAGCUCCCAUGCUGAAUUUGCAGAUUCCUCACCAUGGCACUUUCUUUAGUGCUCCAGACAGCUCAAUGUCAAGUCCUUCUAGAAGUCCAUUGAGAGGAUUUGGCCCAGACCAAGUUUCCAACGCUUGUUUCUGGGCAGGAAAACCUUAUUCAGAUGUAGCUUUGCUUGGAUCUGGUCAAUGCUCUAGUCCAGGCUCUGGUCACAAUUCUGGGCAUAACUCAGUUGGGGGAGAUAUGUCAGGGCAGCUAUUUUGGCAGCACAGCAGGUGUAGCCCCGAGUGUUCUCCAAUACCUAGCCCCAGAAUGACAAGCGCUGGUCCCAGCUCUAGAACACAAAGUGGUGCUGUCACCCCACUGCACCCACGAGCUGGAGGGUCUGCCAUAGAGUCACCUAGUAGCCGGCAAGAUGAUGGGAAACAGCAAAGCCACCGGUUGCCCCUUCCCCCAAUAACAAUUUCUAAUUCUUGUCCUUUUUCUCCACCAUAUUCUACAGCAACAACUCCAUCAGUCCCAAGAAGUCCGGGCAGGGCAGAAAAUCCAAUUAGCCCAGGUUCCCGCUGGAAGAAGGGACGUCUGCUAGGGACAGGCACAUUUGGACAUGUGUAUCUUGGUUUCAAUAGUGAAAGCGGUGAAAUGUGUGCAAUGAAAGAGGUCACACUGUUUUCAGAUGAUGCGAAGUCAAAAGAAAGUGCGCAGCAGCUUGGGCAAGAAAUUGUUCUAUUAAGUCGUUUGCGGCAUCCGAAUAUAGUGCAGUAUUAUGGAUCUGGGAUGGUAGAUGACAAACUGUAUAUAUAUUUGGAGUAUGUAUCUGGUGGUUCCAUCUAUAAACUCCUUCAAGAAUAUGGACAAUUUGGCGAAAUAGCUAUUCGUAGCUACACACAACAAAUUUUGUCAGGGCUUGCUUAUUUGCAUGCAAAAAAAACCGUCCACAGGGAUAUCAAAGGAGCAAAUAUACUGGUAGACCCCAAUGGCCGUGUGAAAUUGGUUGAUUUUGGGAUGGCAAAGCAUAUUACUGGGCAGUCUUGUCCUUUAUCUUUCAAGGGAAGUCCUUACUGGAUGGCACCUGAGGUUAUAAAAAAUUCAAAUGGUUGCAAUCUUGCUGUUGAUAUAUGGAGCCUUGGAUGCACGCUUUUGGAAAUGAGUACGGCAAAGCCUCCUUGGAGCCAGUAUGAAUGGGUUGCUGCAAUGUUUAAGAUUGGAAACAGCAAGGAUCUUCCCACAAUCCCUGAUCAUCUCUCAGAUAUUGGCAAAGAUUUUGUGCGGCAGUGCUUGCAACGCAACCCAUUACAUCGUCCUACAGCUGCUAAACUUUUGGAGCACCCUUUUGUGAAAAACGCUGCGCCACUGGAAAGACCCAUUUUGAGUUCUGAGCCUUCAGAUUUACUGCCUAUGGGAACAAAUGUUGUGAAAUCCCAGAGCAUUGGACAGGCAAAAAAUAUUUCCUGCUUGGAAUCAGAAGGAGUGGCUGUGCAUCAAUCUAGGGGGUCAAAAAUUGGUUCUGGGUCCAGGAAGGAUAAUUUUUAAAUACCCAAUUCACCCCUCCUCUUGGGAAUAUACCAAUGACAACAGUUACAUCUACAACUGAAUCGGGGUUCAUGGUAGAAGCCGAAGCUGUCACAGACAAUUUCAAGCAUUGUUUGGACUUGAUUUUCGUCUCCAGUUGCUAGACGGGAGGCGGUCCCAACCUAAUGUCCCAAGAUCAAGGUGGAGCAGCGGGUUCAUAUUUUCAGUUUCUUCUAAGGGGCAUAUGUUUGCCAAGGUGGAGCUUGUUGUGAUAUGCGGCUCACAUACAGAGUGGAAAGCAUGCACAAAGGGAAAAUAUGAAGGAAAUCAAGGUGAGGUAGGGGAAACCAUUGACGGUAGCUCUCUAACCUUAGAUGGUUUGGGGUAGUGUCAGAUAAUUUACAUUAUGUCUGAAACCGUUGAUGGUUUGACUCAGGAUACCCAGCGCAGAAGUUGGGGUUUGGAGGGAAAACCUCUGAGAACAUUUUAUAUAUGUUGUCUCAGAUGUAUUUGUAGGUUGGUUGUACAUGGUUUAUGUAUUGUUUAUGUCCUUUGGACAAAAAGAUAGUGAAUUGUUGUUGUUUGCUCCUAUGGAUAUAGGUAUUGCUGAAUCACGUAA
Molecule: messenger RNA, 3420 nt
Organism: Malania oleifera
Lineage: Eukaryota; Viridiplantae; Streptophyta; Magnoliopsida; Santalales; Ximeniaceae
Product: mitogen-activated protein kinase kinase kinase YODA
Exons: 12
Coding region: 645-2822 (725 amino acids)
Biological process (GO): protein phosphorylation
Molecular function (GO): ATP binding; protein kinase activity
Source: RefSeq, a predicted model, not a curated record